GUAAUUGGACUCCAGCAUGAUCACUGUUUCCAAGCUUGCAGUUGCAGAGAGCGAGUUCCCGAAGAGAGCUAAUUUGCUUAUUUCAAUUUCAAUUGCAAUUUGGGCUUCUUAUGAUCUUAUCCUUCACUCUCUCUUACUUUCUUCCAUUUCUUUAGUUUUUUUGCAGCUCCUUAGAUUAUCUGCUUCAUUUCUCUGAGGUAUCAUGAAGGGCGGCCAUGAAACCAAGCCGGUGAAUGCAAGAUUCCGUGAUCCUUUACUUGCAUUGGAUCUGUUGGUGUUACCGCAUUGUCCUGUCUUUCAUCUUCAAUUGCAGAUGCCAAGAAUGGAGGAUAUCCUUAAUCUUCCAGUGCAAGAUCCUCCUUGUGCAGAGUUUUCCGCGUCACAUAUAAAGUGGGUGAAAAUAGAAGGCGGUCGUCAAGGUGGUGAUGAUAUUGCUCUUGUUCCUUUUUCUAGAGUUGAUGAUUUUGUAAAAGGGGAAUCUUCAAAUGUGGAAUGCCCUGCUAGCUUCCGCAUUGAAUCGAGGAGAAAGAGAUCUGAAGGGAGCAUCAGCAAACCAAGGGUUGACGGCUAUCUUGAAUAUACACUAUAUUGGUGUUCAUAUGGACCUGAAGACUACCGAGAUAAUGAGUCUGGUAUAGGGGAUGGCUCUAACGCCAAACCUGCAACUGGGAAGGGCAGCAGGCCAGGAAGGCGCCAUAUGAUGAGAGGUUGCCUUUGCCAUUUUACUGUAAAACGUCUGUACACCCGUCCGUUCUUGGCUCUUAUCAUAUAUAAUCAAAGAAAACAUGUGGAUAAAACAGGGGCCCCAUGCCAUGGGAUGCUUGAUCUGGAUGCUGUGGGGACAAGAGCCAUGUAUGCUCCAAGGAUUUCAGAAGAAUUGCGCCAGAAAGUGAUGUCUAUGCUUUAUGUUGGGAUAUCUUUAGACAAUAUAAUACAGCAUCACACAGAUGUGGUGCAGGGUCAUGGUGGCCCCCACAACCGUGAUGAUUUUCUUACUCGGAAUGAUGUUCGUAACAUGGAGAGGGUUGUACGUAAUUCUUCGCACAAAAUGCACGCAAAUGAUGAUUGUAGUGUAAAAUUGUGGGUGCAACGUCAUCAGAAGCAUGUAUUUUUCUUCCAAGAAAACUCUGGAACGAAUCCAUUUAUUCUGGGUAUACAGACAGAUUGGCAGUUGCAGCAUAUGCUCCGAUAUGGACAUAAUGGUUCUGUAGCUUCUCAUUCAACAUUUGGGUUGAAGAAACUUAAGUAUCCUCUGUGUACCUUACUUGUUUUUGAUUCAUCUCGGAAUGCAAUUCCGGUUGCUUGGGUCAUUGCCUCUUCGUUUGUUAGUCAAGAUACCCACAAAUGGUUUGGUUCUCUAGCUGAAAAGAUCCGAACCAAGGAUCCUGGAUGGAGGCCCAAUGCCUUUCUAGUUGAUGAUCCUUCCCUUGACAUCUCUAUCAUAAGAGAGGCUUUCCAUUGUCGGGUGCUAUUAUGCACUUGGCGUGUUCGUCGUGCUUGGAUAAGAAGCCUUUUGAAGAAAUGCUGCAAUAUUGAUGUGCAGCGAGAGAUGUUUAAGCACUUGAGUUGGAUUUUGUACUCUACAAGAAGUGGGCCAAGUGCUGUGGAUGCAGUUGAAGAAUUCAUGCAAGUUUAUGUUGAUCAAAGUAUCUUCAUGGAUUAUUUUAAGAGGAGAUGGUUACCAUAUAUAGAGUUGUGGAAUAAUGGCAUAAGGUCUCUCCCUGUGGCUGGUACAGAGCCCGUGGCUGCAAUUGAAUCCUAUCACAUAAGGUUGAAAUCCAAGCUUUUUGAUGAGCAACAUGCUAAUUCUAAUUCCUGGGCAAGAAUUGACUGGUUAAUCCACACUUUGACGACUGCAUUUCACUCCUUAUAUUGGUUAGAUCAAUACAGUUUAGAAAGUGGAUAUUUUGCAAGUUUAAGGGAUGAGUCUUUCUUAUCUAAUGCUUGGUAUCAGGCUCUUCACAUUUCUGAUGUUGAUGUGAUGUUGGAUGAGCAAAAUCUCCAACUUGCAAAAGUCAUCUCUCAAACGGACAGAAGUUUGGCAUAUACAAUUUGGAAUCCUGGUACAGAAUUCUCCCUCUGCGAUUGUCCCUGGUCAAGACUGGGAAAUCUCUGUAAGCAUGUCAUCAAGGUGGCAGUUAUAUGUAAAAAUCGGCAGGUUGCAAGGCCGUUACUGGCAACUCAAGUCUAUAGGCAGGCCUUGCUUACCCUUCUUCAGAAUCCCACUGAUGAUCCUGUAGUUCUUGAGCAUGCAAUUUUGCUUGCAACCCGUUUGCAACAGGAUAUAAAAGGCUUGGAAGACUUGUCUAGUAAUGGUUUGCUCCAGCCUUUACCUCCUGAAGCGAACCCUCAAAUGGGAGAGAAUCUGCUUUUUCCAUUUUCUUUGAUCAGGCAUUAAAAAGUUGAUUGGGUUUUCUAAUUCAGCCUGAAGCUCUUGAGCUAUAUGAGCAGUGUUUUGAAUGAGACUCGGAAUUUUCGUUCCUUGAUCUACUGGCAGCCUGACUUCAUAUGAAAUCAUAUGGUUCGAAGUCCUGUGUGUAUGGAAAUUGGAGUCUUCACCAGCAAGGGCACAUUAUAUAUUUUAAAAUGUUCUAAUUUCUCUUUCCACGUCUUAGCUUGUGGUAUCCUUGGCUGGGGCCUAGAGGGGAAACAAGAAAAAAGAAGAGUUUGUUAUUAGAAUUCUCUGACUUCCCUGAGGUCCAUAGUUGUCUAUUUGCCUGUGACUGAGAAAAAGAUAACUUAUCUUCCGGGUCCAAGUCACGGCGUUCUUGUUGGACAAAUCAAAAGAAUAAGAUGAUUAUCUAGAAGUGAAUCAAUUAAAAGGGUGGAAGAGCAAGCAGCACAUAGAAUCUCGCUUUGUCAAAAUUUCUUGUUAAGUUAUCCAGGUUUCAGCAUCCACUGGUUAUUACAUGGCAUAUAGUUUACUUGUCUUUAGCUUGUUUCUAGUAUCCUUUUAAUAAAAAAAAAAGUACCAUUUUGUCCCCCAAUUGUAUUAAGGGUACCCCAUCCUUCUCUUUACCAAUCCCUGCCUACCAAUCCUGAGGAGGAUAGAAGUGGAACAAGACUUGUGUACCCUGGAAAAAAGUAGAGUACCUGCCUAAAGACUUGUGUACCCUAGAAAAAGAAGAAUAAGAAAAAUAAGCUAAGAAGCCAAAGGAAGAAGAUGAUUAGCCAACUGAGAAAGCUGACAUGAUAAAUAAGUGUCUGAAGCCUUUCACAUGCCCAUUUAGCGGGUGAAAUUAUUCCAUGCGUACAUUCUUAAUUUUAUAUUUGGAGGCAGAGUAGAUCUAUAAUACCUUUUAUCCAGAAAUAGGGGAAAAACAUUUCAACCACUGAAAAAUCUAGAACUGGAGGCUGCCUUUAAGCAAUAAUAACAAAACUGUGAAUGCUCUGAUACUCAUCAUUUCUUAUGCUGAUGAGAAAGGAACAAUAAAAAGCUGUUGUGUGGUCAUUGACCAAA
This is a messenger RNA of Jatropha curcas, 3460 nucleotides long. RefSeq lists its product as uncharacterized. Lineage: Eukaryota; Viridiplantae; Streptophyta; Magnoliopsida; Malpighiales; Euphorbiaceae. Gene Ontology annotation, molecular function: zinc ion binding. The record is from RefSeq and is a predicted model, not a curated record.